Messenger RNA from Adineta ricciae, 276 nucleotides. Lineage: Eukaryota; Metazoa; Rotifera; Eurotatoria; Adinetida; Adinetidae. The record is from the annotation of a GenBank genome assembly.
AUGCAUCGAACGAUCGAAAGGUUAGAGAAAGCGAAUCGUCAAUUGGAAGAAGACAAUCGUCAGUUGAAAGAAGCGAUUUGUCAAUUGACAGGAACAAUUCAAGAAUCAAGCGAGUCAAAUGAAAUGGCUCAAACCGAUGAAGACGGUGAAUAUUCUUAUGUCGGACCAAUUUCGAACGAAAAUGUUCUGAAAUUGAAGAUUAUCAUGCAGAUCCUCUUUCUUCCCUUUGAAGUGAAAGUAAAGUAUUCUAGUAUUGGUACGAGAAGAAAAGCAUAA